Euleptes europaea (tarantolino) is the source of this 2307-nucleotide messenger RNA. RefSeq names its product taste 1 receptor member 2 (gene TAS1R2). Gene Ontology annotation, cellular component: sweet taste receptor complex; membrane. The transcript is spliced from 5 exons. Lineage: Eukaryota; Metazoa; Chordata; Lepidosauria; Squamata; Sphaerodactylidae. Gene Ontology annotation, molecular function: sweet taste receptor activity; G protein-coupled receptor activity. The coding region runs from base 16 to 2307 and encodes 763 amino acids. The record is from RefSeq and is a predicted model, not a curated record. Gene Ontology annotation, biological process: sensory perception of sweet taste; G protein-coupled receptor signaling pathway.
AGCUAUCUCCAGGCCAUGCGCUUUGCGGUGGAAGAGAUCAACAACUCCAGCACCCUCUUGCCAGGGAUUUCGUUGGGCUACGAGAUGGUGGACGUCUGCUACCUCACCAACACCAUCCACCCCGUCCUUUAUUUCCUCUCGGACAACCGUUCCCAGCUGGAGGUACAGACUAAUUACACUUAUUACCAGCCCCACGUCAUGGCGGUCAUCGGUCCGGACUCCUCGGUGGCGGCCGUCACCGUUGCACACCUCCUGAGUCUCUUCCUCAUCCCACAGAUCACCUUCAGUGCAACCACCCAGGCUCUUAGCGACCCCCGAGACUUCCCUGUUGCUUUUCGCACGAUCCCAAGUACGGAGCAACAGAUCACAGUCAUACUGCAGCUGCUGCAGAGGUUCCGGUGGAACUGGGUCAUCGUCCUCUCCAGCGACGACGACUACGGUCAGCAGAACCUGCAGACGCUGCAGGCCCAGGCCACCUGGCCCUGCAUCGCUUUCCAGGAGAUCAUCCCGGUCCAGCGGGCAAACCAGGAAGACGGCAGCAUCCAUCAGCGGAUGGAGGACAUUGUCCGCAAGAUGGUCCAAAGCACGGCCAAAGUGGUGAUCGUCCUGAGCCUGGAGCUGCCUCUCCUGACCUUCUUCCAAGAGGUCAUCAGGCAGAACAUCACUGGCCUGGUGUGGAUCGCGACCGAAGCCUGGGCCAUCGAUCCCUCAGUGCACAGCAUCGCCAACCUCUCGAGCAUAGGCACCAUCUUUGGGGUCGCUGCUCAGGAGGUCCCCAUCCCAGGGUUUGCCGACUUCCGAGUAAGGUUGCCCUCCAGCCCGACUGAGGGAGCCAGAGCACAGGAUGUGCAAGGGACAUGCAACCAAGACUGUGGCCGAUGCCUACCGAAAGCUCGGCAGUAUGACAAGAAGCUCCGGGAGACGGGGGACCGCAUUGACUUCAACGUGUACUCGGCAGUCUAUGCCGUCGCUGAGGCCUUGCACAAGCUGCUGGCCUGCAACAGCUCAGAGGGGUGUCAGAAGCGGAGAGUUUACCCUUGGCAGCUGCUGAAGGAGGUGGAUGAGGUGGACUUCUCUCUGCUGAACAACACCGUCACCUUCGACGAGAAAGGAGACCCCCCGACCGGGUUUGAGGUCAUCCAGUGGCAAUGGGAUGUCCCUGACCGGCCUUUUAAGCGGAUCGCCUCCUAUGACUCCCUGCGGGAACAACUGAACAUCUUUGUGGAAGACAUCACUUGGCACACAACCAACAACAUGGCCCCCAAGUCCAUCUGUUCAGAGCAGUGCGAACCAGGCCAUAAGAAAGAACUCAUCGGCAGCAUUUCUUGCUGUUUCAAGUGUGUGCUGUGCGAAGCCGGGACAUUUUUAAAUAAAAGUGAUAAUUACACCUGUCAAUCGUGCCCAUCAGACAUGUGGUCAGAGCCAGGAAAAGACUAUUGUUUCCAGCGGCUUGUGAUAUAUCUCAAGUGGACGGAUCUCACCUCCAUCCUGCUGAUACUCUUCAUGACAUCGGGCCUGUCGGCUACUCUAGGCAUACUGGCCUUGUUUCUCCGUUACUCUGACACGCCGGUGGUGAAGUCCGCUGGGGGCCGUCUCUGCUUCCUCAUGAUCGCCUCCCUCUCCGCCGGCUUCUGCACCAUCCCCUUGUACAUCGGUGUGCCGACGGAAGCCAAGUGCAUUUGUCGCCAGGCAAUCUUCACCUUCUGCAUCUCCGUCUGUGUCUCCUGCAUCACGGUCCGCUCCUUCCAGAUCAUCUGUGUCUUCAAGGUAGCCGCCCGGCUGCCAGCGGCCUACGACUUUUGGAUGAAGCACAACGGGCAGCAGGUUUUCAUAGGCCUCGUCUUUGCCACCAAGUUGAUCCUGGUGGGGGUCACCAUCUACAUGCACCACCCGGCUCCGGUGGAGCCCACCGUGAGCAGCAAUCCAGCCGUGAUGCACCUCACGUGCAACGCGAAAUAUAAGUCCAGUAUGAUUUCAAACAACAUCUUUGACAUGGGGCUGUCCUUCAUGUGUUUCUGUUUUGCCUACAUCGGCAAAGCACUGCCGAAAAAUUACAACGAGGCCAAGUACAUCACCUUGUGCAUGAUCUGCUACUUCACUUCCUGGGUUGCCCUUUUCCUUGUGAUGAACGUCUUCGAAGGGAUGGUGGUGACUGUCUUUGGUGCGGCCACUGUCCUGUCCAACCUCUUCAGCAUCGCCGUGGGCUACUUCGGUCCCAAGUGCUACGUGAUCCUCUUCCACCCAGAACGGAACACCGCUGCUUUCUUCCAGACGGCCAUCCAGAGCUACACCAUGAGGCAAAAUUAG